UAUACAAGCACAGUUACACACUGACUGAGCCUUCGUCCACUCAUGUCUGCUCUCUUCUGACUGUCUUCAGAACCCAACUAAUCUGACAGAAUGCUUUUCGUUGCGUUUCUUGCACUCCUGGCAGUUUGUGCUGCAUCUGAGGUCGGGCCUCAAUACUCAUUCUCCCCACCGGUGGGGUCAGGAACUGGCAGCCCAUACACCAUCACUGGAGAGGGAAGGAUCACUGCCAUAAGAGUAUGGGAAAACUACAAUGGCUACAUCCGAGGCAUCCAGUUCCGAUACGGCUUUGUCUGGUCUCCCGUUGUUGGUUAUAUUCAUGGAACUACCCAAGAAAUAGAGUUGUAUGAAGGUGAAGCCAUCGUACAGGUGUCUGGGAAGUACGUUCAGUAUCUGGAUUCUGUGGUCUUCACCACCAACCAGGGCCGCUCCUUGUAUGCGGGCAAGCCUGCAGGUCACUCCUUCAACAUGUACCCUGAACACAGAGGGGCAGAACUGGUUUUCAUCAGCGGUUGGGUGCAUGUAGGCAUCAGCUCCCUUGGGACUCACUGGGCUGUUCUUAAUCCAUCCUUCAACAGCACAGCUGGACACUAAAGAGCAGGGAUCUGGCUUUAAAUGAGAAAGCCACUUCACUAUAUUCACAAAAUGAUCAUUUACAUUGUUUGUUUGUUUGUCUCUGUCGAAUUAAAUAAAUAAAUACAACUACAAUGA
Molecule: messenger RNA, 708 nt
Organism: Cololabis saira (Pacific saury)
Lineage: Eukaryota; Metazoa; Chordata; Actinopteri; Beloniformes; Belonidae
Product: zymogen granule membrane protein 16-like
Exons: 4
Coding region: 91-591 (166 amino acids)
Source: RefSeq, a predicted model, not a curated record